Cornus florida is the source of this 1376-nucleotide messenger RNA. RefSeq lists its product as uncharacterized. The record is from RefSeq and is a predicted model, not a curated record. The transcript is spliced from 4 exons. Lineage: Eukaryota; Viridiplantae; Streptophyta; Magnoliopsida; Cornales; Cornaceae. Gene Ontology annotation, molecular function: catalytic activity. Bases 250 to 1209 code for a protein of 319 amino acids.
CCCCCCACCCCAAAAAAAAAAAAAAUUUAAACCUAUAUAAUGAAAUCAACAGAUCGAAUCAUCAAGGGCUGGACAAUCAUGACAGUUAACAACCCAACACCAAUCCUAUCUUCCCUCUUACCUAUAAAAUUACUCUAUCCUUCAGUGCAUGCCUCAAUCCACGCACAACACAUAUAGAGAGAAAACACUCUGUUCUUGAGUGCAGGCCUCAAGCCACACACACAAAUAGAAACACACACAUACACAAAGAUGGUGAACUUAGUAGCAGCACAGAAGCCAUUAAUGCAUGUACUGAUGAAGAUGGCUGGGGUCACACCCCACACAGUAGAAAUCAAUCCAGGCACAGUCAUGAACAUUUGGGUCCCCAAUGAAACCAUAAAAAAAACCCCAAAAAGCAAAGACGACACCACAACUACCACCACCACCACCACCAAACCAAACAAACCUGUCGUUGUUCUCAUCCAUGGCUUUGCAGCCGAAGGCAUUGUGACAUGGCAGUUCCAGGUCGGCUCCCUGACCAAAAACUACGCCGUCUACGUGCCCGACCUCCUCUUUUUCGGAGGUUCAAUCACCGACAGCCUGGACCGGUCACCAGCUUUCCAGGCCGAGUGCUUAAUGAAGGGACUGAGGAAGCUGGGGGUUGAGAGGUGUACUUUGGUCGGGUUCAGCUAUGGUGGAAUGGUGGCUUUCAAGAUGGCUGAGUUGUAUCCGGACUUGGUUCGAUCCCUUGUGGUGUCUGGUUCGAUUUUGGCCAUGACUGACUCGAUCAGCAGUGAGACUCUUCAUGGUCUCGGGUUCUCCUCUUCUUCAGAGCUGUUGUUGCCCAACUCCGUGAAGGGUCUCAAGGCACUUCUCUCUGUUGCUGCUCACAAAAAGCUCUGGUUCCCCGAUCGGCUUCACAAGGAUUUUCUCGAGGUAAUGUUCAACAACAGAAAGGAGAGGGGUGAACUACUAGAAGGUUUGAUAGUUACCAACAAAGAUCCCACCAUCCCAAAUUUUCAACAGAGAAUACACCUUCUAUGGGGGGAGAAUGAUCAGAUUUUCAAGAUGGAGCUUGCCCAAAAUAUGAAAGAGCAACUAGGAGAUGAAACAACACUCCAAGGCAUAGAGAAAGCAGGUCACCUGGUUCAACUCGAACGUCCCUGUGUCUACAACAGAUGUCUCAAGCAGUUCCUUGCUUCCCUGCACACAGAUGAACCCCAAAAGUAGCAAAUUCAUCCUACAUUUUUCAUUAUUUACGCACAUUAUCUGUAGCAUUGUUUGGAAUUAGUAGAAACAUAGGGGUUUAUUAUUUAUGGUUAAAAGUUGCUCGUGUCUUGUAUGGAGGUGAAAAUAUUGUGAAGAUGAACUGAAUGGAUCACCUUUUAUUUUCUUUA